GUAUCACUGUUGUUUACAAUCGCAACCAAAAUGGUUGUUGGCUGAAAAAAACAGAACAGAAUGGAAGAAGGAAAAGUAACAAAAGCACUACUGAAGACCAGGAGUGGGGAGUUUGAACUAGAGAGUAUACAUUCCAUCAAUCUAAGAGAACUAGGUAUAUCUGAUCUUGGAUGCAUAGGAGAGUGCGUCGGAUUAGAGCGAGCCAAUCUGUCUAGAAAUGACAUCACAAAGCUUACAAAACUAGCAGGACUCACAAACCUGACCACACUCAAUCUCUCUGCUAACAGAAUCAUAUCUCUAGAAGGAUUACAGGCUCUUGAUAAUUUACAGUCUCUUAACUUAGCUGGGAAUCUCAUUGGUGGUGUUGAAAACUUCAGGUGUUUACAAGGCCUAGAAAAACUAGAAAAUCUAACCGUUAAUGAUAAAGCACUGUCCAACCCCUUCUGUGUAAAUGAAGGAUACAAAAAAGAUAUAGCAAAAAUGCUACCAAAGCUGCGAACCAUUGAUGGAGAGCGUUUACAUGGUCGAGGAAGUGAAGUGUUUGAAAUAUGCAAGGAGAUUGAAGAAGCCCUAGAAAUGCGGUCCAACACCAGUAGAGAUUCUAAAAUCAUCAAGGCAGAGGAAUGGCUUCCAAACGACUUCUGGACAUUUUCCUCUAAAAAGUUUGACCAAACAAACUUAGCUGAUGCAGAUGAGCAAUUGAAAGGUCUUCUAUACUCCUGUCAGCUACUGAGUGACAAAGCUGAUGCAUCUUUAAAUUCCUCGCCUUCCACUCAGUCAUCUUCCUCCUAAUAAAGGCAGAAAUUAAACAACAACAUCCAUUUUUGAAGAAAAACAUUUACAUUAUCUACUGCAUUACCUCAGCAGUAUCUUCCUGUUGAAGCUGAAUGGUUUUGUACGUUGACAGAGUAUAAUAAAUGAACUAAUUGUAAAAUACCUGGUAAAUGAACCAAUGGUAAAAUAAAUGAACCAUUUCAGAAGAAUAACACUAUUGAAUUUGAGACAAAUAUUACACAUGAAUUGUAUGUGUAUGAUUGAGAGGGGUUGAAGAACGAUGUGAGUAUUUUAAGUUACAUGUGUGUGUGUGUAAUUGUUAGUGUGGAAGGUACAAAUUACAAGGUCAUAAUAUUGUUUGCUAGAUUAUUGUAUUACAUAUGAACACAAUUAAAGAUAUCUAUAAAUGACAAAA
This is a messenger RNA of Pecten maximus, 1189 nucleotides long. RefSeq names its product leucine-rich repeat-containing protein 61-like. The record is from RefSeq and is a predicted model, not a curated record. Bases 61 to 792 code for a protein of 243 amino acids. Gene Ontology annotation, cellular component: cytoplasm. Gene Ontology annotation, biological process: outer dynein arm assembly. NCBI's taxonomy places the organism in Eukaryota, Metazoa, Mollusca, Bivalvia, Pectinida, Pectinidae. The transcript has 8 exons. Gene Ontology annotation, molecular function: protein binding.